AUGAAAAGGUCUAUAGUUAAUUGUUUUGUACAGUUUUUGUGUUUAGUUAUAGUGUUCCAAGUUGCUUACACGUUAGGUAAAGAAUGCGGCGACCCACAAUGCAAAAGUGUAAUAGCUCUAGGCAGGGCAGUCAUGAACUUUCGGGGCGGUGGUGGGCAAAAAGUAAAUCUGGAACAAAAUGAAUCGCUUGAAAUUUUGGCGAAAAAUGUCGGCAAGGAUAAAGAUUUCUUUGUGCGAACGUCCAAAGGCAAGGAGGGCUUAGCUGCUAAGCAAUUUAUACAAGAAAGUUCGAUCGUGAUAAAAAAAGCCGACAGACUUUGGUUUAAGGAUGACAUACCUCGAGUAGAUCUUGAUCCUAUCAAAUCAACGCCAUCGACAGUUUCUGGCAAUGGUGUCGAACAAGAGAUAGUAGUGGAUGGAGCAGUGUUAACAAAUGAUGUACCGAAUAGCUUAACGCCAAAAGUUCCUAUAGAAAAUGCGCAUGCUAACGCCGAACCAAUACCAUCUUUGGAAGUUGUUCCAAAUUCGCAAGCUCCCAAGGGUGAAGAAACGAAUGAGCAAUAUGUUGCUGAUGAUGAGAAUGGCAAAGAAGAAAAUAUUGAAUCUGGAGAAGAAUUGAACAAUGAAGAGGAAUACGAUGACGAAGAAGCAGAAGAUAUCAGCGACGAAGAUGAAGACGAAAUCCAAGAAGAUCAAAGCGAGGAAACAAAACUCAUGAAGAAAGUUGAUUUUAUUACUCAUCAUAAUGAUACAGCGAAAGACUUUACCCAAAAAGAGCAAGCCGGAGAUAGCUCUAGGAUGACCAAAUCUUCCGUAUUGGUUAAUGAUGAAACAGCUGCAUCGGCUGCAAUAUAUCCUGACAUUUUUGAAACAGUUACUCCCGUGGAAACAACUGCUGAUAAUAUAAAUCCGGUAACAAUUGAACCUGCACUUAACACUUUGGAGACAGUUGCAAGUUCUGACAAUCAGCCUACUCAUCCUAGUCGUAUCCUUGCUGGUGGUUUAGGCAAUAUUCUUGCUCAUGGCCAUCUUCAUCAUCAUGGUCAUCAUCAUCAUCAUCAUGGUAGUCAUUCACAUCAUGACCAUGCAAAUGAUAAUCACCAUUACGCUACCCAGGAUAAACAAACCACACCUGAAGUUGAUCCAGUCAUGUCGAAUGCUCAAUCAGAUGAUGAUAAACAUCUACGACAUGUAGUAGAACAAGCAAAACCAGAUCAAGAUGAUAAAGAUUCUUUAAAUAAAGACGCUGAUUUAGUCGAACUGAGUACACCUCUAACGCCGGUUGAACACGAGCCUACUGGUUUCAAUGAUAAAGUGCUUAUGGAUAACGAAUAUUGUGAGAAUGACGUAACCGAUUGUUCCCCAAUCGCAGCAUUUGUUCCACCGUCGAUACAGCAUUCAAACGGCGAUGCGGAUUAUAUGAAUUCACUAGCGAAACAUCCGAUGGAAGAAACUGUCAAAAGAAAUGGAGGUGGUAUUGAGGAGCUUCAAGAUGAUGGCAACAAACAGCAAGAUUUUCUAAGCUUUGAACAACAGCCCAUUGGAUACUAUUUAGAAGUGUUUGUACAAGAAGCAUUAAGAUUGAGCGAUCUUAUUUUAAUGUUAAUGAUCACUUCAUUUACCUUGCUGAUGUUUUCUCUCGGGCAUUACUUAAUCAACAAAAAUCGGCAAGACAAACGUUUAAUAUAUAAUCUAAAUUUGGCUGAACGUGACUUGAUGACAUCUUACAAAGAAAUCACGUUGCUAAAAAAUGAGCUUCAGGAUACGAAGCAUAAACUCGUAAGCAUUGAAAAUAAUUCGUUUGGUUCUAACGAUAUGGUGAUGGCACUUAAAGCUGAAUUAGAAACUGCCGAGCAAGUAAAAUUAGAGAUGCAGGAUCAAAUUUCGGGUCUGGAGAAGGAACUUGAAAAUGCAGCCGAAGCUGGGCUAGAGUUGAAUAAAAUGGUAGCGGAGUUAUUGAAUCAAAACGGUAGCAACUCGAUUGCAUUAAGCGUCGAAGAACUUCAGCGACAACUGAAUGAGCAACAGCAAACAAUACUCUCAAUGAAUGUUUCGCUUGCAGAAAAAAGUCGUGAAAACAGUCAACUACAAAUUAAUUUAUCCAAUCAGGCGAGUAAAUUUAAAGAUCGCCUAGAAGAUAUGGAACGAGCAAACACCGAGCUGAUUGAACAUCGCUCACAGCUUCAACAACAAAUAGAUCAGUUAAAACAUGAGAAGUUGACUAGCUUGAAUAAUCUACGCCAAGAAACCAGUGUUGAAAUUGAACGACUUACAAAAGAAGUAAAAAUUUUCCAGGGUAAAGCAGAUGAAGGUCGUAAAGCAUUUGCAGUGGCUCAAGCCAAAUGUGAGGCGUUAGAGCAGUGCCUGAAAGAAAGCAAAACCGUAACCGGAACUUCCGGAAUGCAAAUAAUUGAUUCGAUUGAAUUGAAAACUCAAAUUGCACUCAUAACAAAAGAAAAAACUGAUAUCCAAGAUAAACUACAAGGGGAAAUUAUUGCACGUCAGCUUGUAGAAGACCAUAUGAAAAUGGUUAAUGAAGAAAUAUCUACGCUUAAACGAGAUUUCAGCACGAUAGAAAAGGAUAAACUCGAAGCGGAAACAAGGCUUCAAGUGCUGUCGUCCUAUUUCAAGGACAAAGAAACCCAACUACAAAAAGAGUUGAGCGUGAAGGAAGCCAUGUGGAUGCAACAACAAGGUGAAACCACCUCAACAGUAGAGAAGAUACGGCACAUGCAAGAUGAAAUUCAGCAAUUAAAAUCACAAAACGAUAAGCUUCGUGCCGAAAUUGAAGCUCAAGCUACUGCUCACAAGGCUCAAUAUACAACACUUGAAACCCGGUCUCACGAUGCUUGGCUUGCAGCUCGCCAAGCGGAACGACGCUUGGAAGAAGCACGUAGUGAAUCUAGUGCGUUACGGCGUAAGCUUACAGCUCUGGGUGAAAUUUCAACUACCAGCGAUGGUUUACCGAAUGCAUCCAUCACACAAACUGAUCUCGGUUUAACUGCCCCAUCUCCUAUCCGUGUCGAGUCGCCAAAUGUUUCUUCAUUAUUGGGCGUACUACCACCUCCUCGAUUCAUGCCGCCUUUUAUGCCUGGCCCUCCUCCUCCAUUUAUGACACCUUUCAUGCCACCUCCUCAUGGGCCAGGAGAAAUGAGACCACCCCCACUUGGACGGCUUAUGUCACCACCUCCUCCACCAAACAACCGAUAUUCUCCUAACAGCAUAAUCGAUACUCGAGGUCGCUACAGUCCCGAUCGGGGCCGGUAUUCUCCAGACAGCCGAUACGACUAUUCCGUUAUGUCUACGUAUGAAACUGAGAAUGAUUUCAGUCCUCCACCGUCGCCACCGCACCAUUCGCGUCACGCAAACUAUGAUCGAGAUCGAGAUCGAGAUCGAAAUCGUGUCAAUGAUCGCGAAAGACCUCAUAGAGAAGGACGUAGUAGUGGAGGAUAUUCGAGGGACUUUACUCCAACUGGUAUGCGUACUUCUCCACCGAUACAGGAUCCGAGGAAUAAAAAAUAUGCAGGAGACUUCAGUUCCGGCUCGCAGGACUCAUUAGGAACUCGAAAAAGUUCAGGAAAAUAUAAAACAACUGGCAAGUCACCGUCAUAGGCAAAAGGAUUCUUGAAAAGAAAAAAACGAUUAAACAUGCCUUUAUUGCAGCAUCGCAUUCAAAAAAAUCGCGUUUUACUUAUAAGGUGUUACUCUGAAAACUAGCCCAUAGAAGCAAACAUGUGUGUGAAAAUGUGGUAAAAAUGUUUGAGUUCAUCAGAUACAUGAAAACAUUGAAAGCAGACAAAUAAACUGAGCUCAAAAGUGAAACUGGAAAAGUAUAAAAAUAAAAAAAUCUCGAUUGUUACAGUUCCUUGUUUCUAGUACAUCCGACGGUUGUCGAAAAUGGAAAAUAAAGUUUGCUGAUGUGUGGUGAUGGU
Anopheles nili is the source of this 3932-nucleotide messenger RNA. It is a transcript of the gene Tango1, whose product is annotated as transport and Golgi organization protein 1. The coding region runs from base 1 to 3612 and encodes 1203 amino acids. Gene Ontology annotation, cellular component: endoplasmic reticulum exit site; endoplasmic reticulum membrane. NCBI's taxonomy places the organism in Eukaryota, Metazoa, Arthropoda, Insecta, Diptera, Culicidae. The transcript is spliced from 9 exons. The record is from RefSeq and is a predicted model, not a curated record. Gene Ontology annotation, biological process: vesicle cargo loading; endoplasmic reticulum to Golgi vesicle-mediated transport; protein secretion.